Messenger RNA from Cladocopium goreaui, 4545 nucleotides. The record is from the annotation of a GenBank genome assembly. Lineage: Eukaryota; Dinophyceae; Suessiales; Symbiodiniaceae.
AUGAAGAUGACGGCAUCGGGAGUCAUGGUGGUGGAAGAUGAGUGGGCCGAACCCAUUGUCCCACUUGGCCUCCUGACUAGCAAGUUAGGAUAUGUGGCGUCAUGGAAGAAAGGGCGCAUGACCCUAAGCCACCCCAUUGAUGGAAAGGUGGAGGUCUGCAUGAGAAGUGGAUGUCCUCAGGUAUCCCGGCUUGAUGCCUUGAGGAUGAUUCAGAAGCUGGAAGAGGUGGAGACGCCAAGAAUGCAGGCCCUGAAGCUUAGCCAAGAAGAGAUGUGGCUGUGGGGGUUGAUGGAAGCCCAUCCGGUACUGAGGAUGUUGCCGGAAGCCAUCAAAAGAAGAUUGGUGGUGAAGCCAGCAGAGGAUCUCAGAGGUAUCCCUGAUGCAAACCGCCGAAGAAGAAGAGUGAUGGCAGAACAGGGGUUCGUGGUUCACCUCUAUGCCGGUGAGAGUGCCGGGUACAACCUCAGCCGAGCGUUCAAAGAAGCAGGAGGAGAUGGACGAAGGCUGGUGGAAAUAGAUGUAAAGAGGGAAAACCACGAGAAGCACAGGAAAGGAGCACACGAUAUGCUCGAUGAUGAGAAUGGACCUUUUGCGUCCCUAUUGAGGAGUGCCUUGGAUGGAUCGCUGCUGGGCAUUGUCAUGGGCCCAAAUUGUAGGACGAGGUCAAUUCUUCGUCACUACCCGUUGGCAAUCCCAGGAGGAGGUCCUCGGCCGUUGAGGAGUUGGGAUCAGCCAUGGGGGAAAUCAGGUAAUACCCCAGAGGAGCAGCGAAAGGUGGAGGAUGAUGAUGUGUUGCUUUGGAGGGGACUGAUGUUGUUCAUCAUCAGGGAGGAGGUCAGGAAGGCGCUCCACAGUGACAAAAUUCCUGUCACAAGGUUGGGAUUGGAGCAGCCAGCAGAUCCAACCCACUACAUUCCCGAGGUGGUCACGCUCUGGAAGACUGAGGAAUGGGAACUGCUUCGAAGCAUGUACGACCUUAAAGCCCAGAGCUUUAAGCAGUCAGCCUGGGGAGGUCGAGCAGUGAAACCCACGACGUUUGCUGGCAACAUCACUCUGAGGCUGCCGGAGGAAGACCAAGCAGAGAGCUUUGAGGAGUCGGCAGCGAAAGCUCAGGUGAUGAACUCAGCGGAGCUGUCAAGAUGGCCGCCGGGAAUGAUGAAGGAAGUUGCCAUGAGGAUCCAGCAGGAUGUCCUUCGAGCGAAGCUGAAGGCGGCCAAGAUGUCAUGGGCAGAGCAUCUGGAAAGGGGGCACACACCGUUUCGACGUGACUGUAGAGUGUGUCAAGAAGCAUCAGCCAGAGGUCGGAUGCAUUCUAAGGUGAAGCAUCCCAGGGCAGGUGUGAUGAGCCUGGAUGUUACCAGUCCCUACAAGAAAGGGAAGGACAUCGAUGGUGAAGCCAAGUUCAUGUUGAUUGGCACCUACACCUGGCUCAGACCCCCCGAUGAGGAAGAGGCAACAGAAGUUGAUGAAGAACCAGAGCUCGAAGCCCAAGAAGAUGAGGAUCAGUGGCCAGAGAUUGAAGAUCAAGAAGCCGCACAAGAGGAAGAAGAAGAGCAGGCAGAAGCAGCAGAAGACCCCCAGGAAGAGCAACAAGCAGAACCCCCACGAGCAUUUGAGCAGCCCCCUGAACCCCCAAAGAUUGAGGUGAUGAGAAUCGGCAUUCCCAUCAAAGGGAAAACACAAGAAGCAGUCUUGAGUGGCUUCAUUGAGUUGUACCUUCAGUUGAAGGUAGAUGGUUUUCCGGUGCAUACAGUGCACACGGAUCGAGGAGGUGGAAAAAGACGAAAUCCAGGAGAGGAGAAGGAUCAGAGAGAAGAGGCCAAUCAGGGAUGGAGGACUGGAAAGCCUUUUGGGGAUCAGAAGAGAAUGAUCCAAGAAGAGGCACAGAGCGUGGAGAUGGACCAGCUGGACAACGCACUGCUCACCUUUCAGAAGAUGGACCCUUGGAAGAAGGUGAUGAAAAGGGCGGAGGGAGCAGAGCAGGAGAUUCUACAGACAAAGAUAGUCUCUCCGCAAGAGCUGGUGAAAGAUGUCCACCUCUGGGAUGAAGCCAUUAAGGCCGAGCUAGAUGCUCUCCUUAAUGCCAAGGAAGCUUUGAGGAAGAUCACUUCAGAAGAAAAGGCCAGGCUAGAGGAGAGGCAUCCCGACCUGCUCGUGGUGCCCUCGAAGUUGGUCAUCACGAGAAAGGCAGGUGGUCGCCGAAAGGUGCGGAUUGUGGCUUGUGGAAACUACGUCGAGAAGACAGAGAAAGAAGAUGUCUUUGCUAGUGGAUCAGAUUCCAUUAGCUUCCGCAUAGCACUGAAGAAGAGCUUGGAUGAGGGAUGGACAGGAGCCACAGCCGAUAUCAGAACGGCGUUUUUGAAUGCACCUCUCGGUAGGUCGGCAGAAGCUUUGGAGGGCCUAUGGAAGAAAGAAGAGCUCGAGGAGCUAGGCCAAGAAGUAGUGGUAGUUCUGGUCAAGCCACCAGCCCUGCUGAUCAAGCUCGGCUACAUCAGCCCCGAAGACUGGUGGGUCGCAGUCAAGGCGGUCUACGGGCUGAGACAGAGCCCCAAGGCUUGGGGUGACCACAGAGCCCUGGUUCAAUCCACCACGGACCCAAACGUCUGGAAGAUCGUGAAGAGGUCCGGUGGGCUGGAUGAGGAGAUGGAAGGGCUAUGUGUGGUGUAUGUUGAUGACCUGAUGGUCUUAUCCCAAGAGCACAUCGUCAAGGAGUGCCUUGAGAGGAUAUCCCGAGAGUGGGAAAUAAGCACCCCGGAAUGGCUAAACGAGGUCAAGCCAGUCAAAUUCCUGGGGAUGGAGGUCUUGAUGGGCACAAAGAGUGCUUUCAUCACACAAGAGAGCUACGUACAGGACCUCCUCAGACGAAAUGGCGAAGAGGAAGGCCAUAAGUCUGGAAUUCCGAUCUCAAAGGAUCAGGUGUUGAGGCUGGAAGAAGAAGACCACACGAAAAGCCCAGAAGACGUCAAGGCUGCACAGCGUGCCACUGGCGAGCUGAUGUGGCUUGUCACACGCAGCCGUCCAGAUUUGAUGUUUGCAUUGAGUAAGAUGUCUCAAGCCACACUGAAGAAUCCCAAAGAAGUCCUCUUGGUCGCCAAGCAGGUGUGGAAAUAUUUGAGGAAGACCAAGGCAGAAGGUCUGGAGCUGAAGGCUGGCGGUAAGGACCUUGAGGUUUAUACAGAUUCCUCCUACGGACCAGGUGGUCUCGACUCCCAAGGAACUGUAUUGGUGUUAUGGGGAAAAAGCCUCAUCAUGUGGAAAUCGGGCCGACAAGGAGCGCCUGCCCUCUCAACAGCUGAGAGUGAGCUGACAGAGGGAAUUGAUGGAAUGAUCAUGGGGGAUAGUGUGGAUGUUCUCAUUCUGGAGCUCAGCCAGGAUACAUAUGCCAAGGUGAUCAAGAUAGACAACACAGCAGCAGUGAGCUUGAUGACAGAAGCUGCUGGAAGUUGGCGCACACGCCAUCUGAGAUUGAGGGCGUCCCAUCUGCGGUGGAGGAUUGGACGAUUGGAUUGGGUGGUGGAGGCGAUCUCAGGUCAGGUGCAGAUUGCAGACAUUGGGACAAAGGCCCUCACAGCUCCGAGGUUAGAGGAGUUGAAGCAGAUGAUGGGCAUGAAGCAGAGAAGAGAUGAUCAAGAGGAGGAGAGGCAGGAGCAGAAGGAUUCAGGAUCGAGCCAGCACAUGAAGAAAGGAGCAGAGGAGACAGGGCUUCAGGAGGCAGGAGCAGAGGUUGAGAGGAUUUUGAGGAUGCUCAUCCUCCUCUGCAGCGUCCAACAGGCCAAAGCUCAAGAACAGGAAGAGGAGGAGGGUUGGAGCUCUUUAGCUCAACUUGUAGCUCUGACGGUGUUUGCCAUGAUCGGCGUCACGACAUGCAUAGGCUGGAUGGUGAGGUUGAUGACCCCAGUGAGGAGGAGCUUGGAAGAAGAAGAAUUGAAGAAGAGAGUGAAAGAAGCACUCUCGGCACACUCGAGCCAGAGGGGCGCGAGUCGCGCACAGGAGUCAAGCCAUGGAAGGGCGACUCCGACGAGGAAGGAGCAGGGCCAUGAGGAUGAAGGAGGAAGACAGCAGCAGACGGCAGCCAGCUCAACAUCUGGAGUUCACACACCAGAGGAGCCAGCAUCUAGUUCUCAAGCAGUCCCCCCAUCCCAGAUCUCCGUGAAGGCUCCGCCACCAAUUACCAAACAAGCUCCGCUACCAGCACCAGCCAGCACCCAACACCAGAGAACAGUGCCAACUAUGAGCGGGAACACAUGGACCCCGGGAGAAGAAAGAGGCCAGAGGGCGGUGAGAGGAAGCAUCCUAUCACCAAUUUUUGUGACUCCAUGGGGUGCCCGCUAUCAUGAAUACACAAGUUGUCCUACUUUGGCCAACACAAAGAGAUUUGUGCCGUGUCAGUGGUGCGAUGUUUGCGCCCCACUCGGAAAGACUGGAGACCAACCGGUGUACACGUGUGGACCGGGUUCGAAAGCGCACUACGAUUCCGACUGCGUUGCGAUGACUGACUCUGGAAGAAAGUAUCAGAAAUGUCAGCGCUGCGUGGAUGCGACUUAG